Messenger RNA from Rhineura floridana, 2929 nucleotides. RefSeq names its product zinc finger protein 501-like. Bases 193 to 1176 code for a protein of 327 amino acids. Lineage: Eukaryota; Metazoa; Chordata; Lepidosauria; Squamata; Rhineuridae. The transcript has 6 exons. Gene Ontology annotation, cellular component: nucleus. Gene Ontology annotation, molecular function: RNA polymerase II cis-regulatory region sequence-specific DNA binding; DNA-binding transcription factor activity, RNA polymerase II-specific. Gene Ontology annotation, biological process: central nervous system development; regulation of transcription by RNA polymerase II. The record is from RefSeq and is a predicted model, not a curated record.
GGUUCGGGAAGUGCCUCUUGUUGCAUGCGGCUGCGGUAAGACUGAGGCAGGAGGAGUCGGAUUCUGGUAGUUGGUUGUGUAAACGGGAUCAGGAAUGGCAGCGGCAAGGAAUCCGAUUGGAGGAGUGUUUGAACUCCGUGGCUUGCAAUUGCUGAAGCCUUUGAGGAGGAUUCCUUGAACCAUGAUGGCAUAAUGGAGAAUUACAGUAAUGCGGCCUUGCCAGGGUUUCCUGAUGUGGAGGUAAAGUUGGAGCAACAGGAAGAGCCGUGGGAUGACCCAGGUCUCCUCCGAGCUUCUCAGGAAAGUCUGAAUUUCCCAGCUGUCCAGUCAGUAGGAUUUACAAAUCCCAAAUCUGAUUUGAUCUCAUUGCCUGAAAAAGAAGAAAAGUCAUUGAUUCCAGAUCAGGAGGCCUUAGAAGAGGAAGAAGAGGAGGUCUCAUUAGACCGCAGUUCAGAUGAGAUCAAGAAAAGACAUUCGUGCCCAGAGUGUGGAAUGUGUUUUACUCAGAAAACAAACCUUGUCAGACAUAAGCGAGUUCACACAGGAGAGAAACCCUACAAGUGUUUAGAGUGUGGAAAAUGUUUCAGUCAACAAUCAAACUUUGUGACCCACCAGAGAGUCCACACUGGAGAGAAACCCUAUAAAUGCUUGGUGUGUGGGGAACGUUUCACAAACCGGCAAGGCUUUGUGAGACACCAGAGAAUCCACACAGGUGAGAAACCCUACAACUGCUUGGAAUGCGGGAAGUGUUUUUCCCACCACUCAAACUUUGUGAACCAUCAGAGGAUCCACACAGGAGAGAAACCCCAUAAGUGUUUCGAGUGUGGGAAAUGCUUUGCUCAAAAAACCCAUCUAGUCAAACACCAGAGAAUCCACACGGGUGAGAAGCCAUACACAUGCUCAGAGUGUGGGAACUCUUUUGCUUGCCACUCAAAUCUUGUAACCCACCAGCGAGUCCACACAGGAGAGAAGCCCUAUCAGUGCCUGGAGUGUAGGAAGUGCUUUGCGCACCGUUCAGCUUUUGUGAGCCACAAGAGAGUCCACACAGGGGAGAAGCCCUAUCAGUGCCUGGAGUGUGGGAAGAGGUAUAGUGAGCGAUCUACGCUUAUGCGACAUCAAACAACAUGUGCAGCAUUUCUUGAGAAGAAAGGACAUUCCAGCCCACAGUAUGGAUAGCUUUUCCAGGGAAAUCAGGCCUGACAGGACAUCAGAGAAGCAACAUAGGAAAUCUUAAGUGUUUGAAAGGUUUACAUGUGGGAAAAGGCACUGCCAUCUCAGAGUUUUCAUGUUCACGUGCAAGUUCUUGAGAAUGGCAGAAGACUGAAUCAGUGAUGGAGGACCCUUUCAGCUGAGUGUAUAUCAGGGAUGGGAAAUCUGUGAUUCUCCUGAUGUUUCUGGACUCAAACUCCCAUCAUCCCUAACCGUUGGUCUUGCUGGCUGAGGCUGGUGGGAGCUGGGAGUCUAGCAGCACUUGGUGAUUCUUUCACGCUCUGCAUGCAGAAAACAUGAAUGGAAGAAGAUGGUUAUAAUAGGGCAAGAACCCAUCCAAAUCCUUGUGAAAUAGAAUGAAGGGUUUGGGUGAUUUGCAGCUGCAUUGAUGAUUUCCAAGCUGCUAUUUUUUAAAAGUGGCCAUUAGGGUUGCCAGCUUUUCAACCUGCCACUGCAGCUGUGCCUUUCACAGCAACUUGGCAUGCAGGUACUGAUAGUACUUGUUCUCCAUGCCAUGAAAAUGGGCUUCCCAGAGGCGUCUGGUUGGCCACUGUGAGAACAGGAUGCUGGACUAGAUGGGCUGUUGGCCUGAUCCAGCAGGGCUCUUCUUCACGUUCUUUACAGCUUUGCCUAGUGAUUUCUGUAGAUCAGGCUGCUGUUAAAGGCAUGACACAAGAUUAAGUCAGGCCCGGUUUCUCUGGUCAGUUGGCAUCCUUCACCCAAGAACAAGAUCAUUUCUGAUUUGGGAGAAUGAGUGUCUUUUCUCCCCAUCUCUCUCAUGCAUAGCGGUGGCCCUUGCAACGCCCAUAAUGCCACUGGUAGCCAACAUGGUGCCCUGCAGAUCUUGUUGGACCGCAACUCCCAUCAGCCCCAGUCAGCAUGGUCAAUUGUCAGGGGCGAUGGGAGUUCUAUUCUAACACUUAGAUUGUCUGGGGAAAUUCCUCUUGUGGUACCACACCCUACAGAAUGUCAUAGGGCAGUUCCUCAAAACCAGGAAUUUUUUCUGCAUUAUGGAAUCCCCUUCUCUCUGCCAUAAGUGAAGCAGAAGCCGUUGCUUGCUUCAGACGUCUUGCAAAAUUGUACUGUUUGCCCAGGCUGGCUCUGACCCAUAAGAUCAGACCUUGUUUUUAUCUGUAUGAGUCCCCCACACCCAUUUUUAUAUGCCUUUAUACUAUUGUUUUACUGGUUUUAUGUUGCAUUUUGGUUAGAAGGAUAUUGUUUAAAUGUCUUUAUGUUGUGCAUCACUUAAAGAGUUUUUUUUAAAAAACAUUAAGCGGUUUAUAAAUGCUUUAAAUUAAAUAAAUAGCUGGAGGGCACCAGGUAAGCUACCCCUGCCAUAAUGGCUGAACCAAUAAAAUACUGACUGGUUGAAUAUUGGUGACACUCAGCUUUGUGAUCAAUACCUAGAUAUGCUUAAGGGCAUAUCUGGUUCACAGGUGAGCAAAACUGGCUUGUGCCAGCUCCUAAGCCUCUUCCUCCCAUAUAGACCAUUCAUGCAGUCAUGUGUGAACCGGCUUGUUCUGAGCCAAGAUCACCCUGUAUAACUAGAGAGAAUGUCUGAGCUGUUUUUAGCCUGUUCCACAUAUUUACUCUGACUUUUUAACAUUUGGUUCGUAAAUGCAGUUCAUUCGUUGUGAUCUCAUAUUAUUCCAUGCCUGUUUUUAUUUCUUACUGUUUUGUACAUCUUUUGUUUGCUGUUGCAGAAAAAGACACAGUAAAG